AUAACAACCUUAGCCUAGUAAACCCCUCUCAUCCAAUGUUUCAGAUAUCGAGCUAGUGUUGUAAGAGAGUGUCCAUACCUAAACUGGCCUGACGGGGAUUAGCAUGUCACGGAGAAACACAUCUGAAUGUGUCACACACUGCUCGUGGCUAGAGGUGUUUUUUUUAAUUAGAUGUGGACAGUGACCCAGACGUUCCAGAUUCCUUGCGUCAACUUAUGCGCGUGGUACUUCCAAAUGCCAGUGAUUAGCCAAUAAUUGGACCGAAGUUUGGGGAAAAGUUCACAGCAAACGGAUCAAGUUGAAUCUGUGGUAGAAUUGCAAUGGCAGAAAGAAUGUCUCCCGAAUUGUCUCAUGCACAAGGACCAGGAAAACAGCAGGACCAGCUCAACGACUUGGAAUCUGAUUCGGACCAGGAGGAAGACCAUGCAACGGCCACCGGGACCGGACCGGCUGUUGCUGGCUCUUUCCUCCGCGCACAGGUCAUUCAUAGCGGACAUUUCAUGGUGUCCUCCCCUCACAGCGACAGCACGCCGCGGAGACGAAAAAGCGGAGCCUCAGUGGGAUAUGAUUUCGAUACGGUGAACAGGACUUGGUGUCAGACGUACCGAUUCGGUCCACUUAGUUCGGGGAGCCUUAGCAUCGACCCAACGCUGACACGGUUAUUUGAGUGUAUGUCACUGGCCUACAGUGGUAAAAUAGUCUCUCCAAAGUGGAAGUCUUUCAAAGGCCUGCGGCUGCUCUGGAGAGAUAAGAUACGUCUGAAUAAUGGGAUCUGGAGAGCCUGGUUCAUCCAGUACGUGGAGAAGAGGAAGAACCCGGUGUGUGGCUUCGUCACACCCCUGGAGGGCUCAGAGGCCGAAGCCCACCGCACUCCUGAGGCAAUAGUUCUGGAAGGAAGCUACUGGAAGCGUCGCAUAGAGGUGGUGAUCAAGGAGUACCACAAGUGGAGGAUCUACUACAAGAAGAGGCUUCAGAAAAACAAAGAUGGCCUCUUGUCAAUGCUAAAGAAGGGUCAGAUUUGCAGGGCGGAGCUGGAGAAAUGGUCCAGUCAGAUGGACCGGCAGCCUGAGGUCCUGCCUGAGGAGGAAGCCCACAUGUUUGACCUGGACUGUUUCCUGUCGGACAUCUCUGACACCCUGUUCACCAUGACCCAGAAGCCCUGGGCCAGCGACCGACAGAACACAUACACCAGCAACGCUGACAUGAUCCAGCCAGGUCUCACGCCGCUGCAGCCCAACCUGGAUGACUUCAUGGACAUCCCAGAUAUCUUCAUGAGUUACCGGGGGCAGUCGUUGGAGCAGCCUGGUUAUUCCGACUGUGGCUACUUCGAGAGCGCCCCCGGCGGGCCAUUCCUCCCGGUGCCCACCCCUGCCGGCGCGGCCCCUCAGUUAGACGGCCACACGCGGCCGGCUCAGCCCAAUCUGUCAUCUGCCAGCCUGACUCAGUCCUCCUCAUCCAACUCUCUGUCAGGCCCUGGCUACCACAGGCAACCCCUGACCUCUGACAUGACUUUCAGCCCCGGCGCCAACCCCAAGUUCAAAGGUCACCAAGAACAGGAUUACCACAGCGAGUAUCACACUAGCAGCAUGGUAUCAGAAGACGUCCCCUCUUAUGGACAACAGCCCUACCCCGGAUCUGCCAUCACCAUGGCAACCACCAACAUACACCAGCAGCCUGUCUCCCCGGGAGACGGGACCUUUUUGUAUCCCUCUCCCUGUCACAAGUACGGUUACCAUGGGGCCACUGGCACCGCGACUUCCAGCGUCAUCACCCACACUGGGCCCGCUGCGGGGUCCAGCAUCCUGGGACCAGACACCCAGGGUCACCACGGUUACCCCACCACGGGGGGCAUGUUCUCCCCAAUAUCCUGCCUGUCUCAGGGGUACCUGCCUGUGGUUUCGGCCUCGGCCCCCCCACACUGCUUCUCAGCCCCGCAGCAGCCGGCGGUGGCGGUGGGGAGGGGAAAGCACAAGCAGAAGACAGGCGGCAGGGUUCGGACAGCGACCCGAUUGUCUGCCCCUCAGUCGCAGUCGGCCGCCCCCUCUCAGAACAGCUGCCUGGCCAAACUGCUCUCCUCCGGCACCCAGGAACGCAAACCAACACUGGGAUUCGAUGCAACGUUUGUAGCAACCAAAGGUCACAGGUCAACUUCUCCCAACUCCUCUCAUUCUGGCAGCAGAAACAUGUGUGUCAGAGGUUCUGGGCAUCAGCCGCAGUCCGGAUCUCCCUGGUCCUCUGGAGGGCCACUUCGGUCGCCGAUGCACUGCCAGAUGUCCGCCCCAGGUCACUCUGGGCUCCACGCUAGCACGUCCCGCGGCUCUGUAGUCUCCGUUCUGCUCACACAAGGCUCCACACACACCAACACAGCCCUGCUCACCCCCAAGACGGAGAAGCUGUCCCCUGUGCAGAUCUAUGGCCCUGAGAGAACAGGCUUGACAGUGAGCUUUUCUGGACACUCGGGCCAGAGGUCUCCGACCAGCCUAGAGAUGCCAUCCUACCCUGAGUCUCCACACUCCUUACCUGGACAUUCCAAAAUGGAGUCAAACAAGACGGAGACCAGGAGGAUAACUCACAUCUCUGCUGAGCAGAAGAGGCGAUUCAACAUCAAGCUAGGCUUUGAUACUCUACACAGUCUGGUCACCACUCUCAGCUCUCAGCCCAGCGUCAAGAUCAGCAAGGCCACAACACUACACAAAACAGCGGAGUACAUCAGCAAGAUGCAACAGGAGCGCACACAUCUCCACGAGGAGGCGCAGAGACUCCGAGACGAGAUCCUGCACCUCAACACUGCCAUCAAUGAGUGCCAGCAGCAGCUUCCCGCCACCGGCGUGCCGAUCACCCGCCAACGCUUCGACCACAUGAGGGAGAAUUUCCGAGAGCACGUCCGGACACAGACACUGCAGAACUGGAAGUUCUGGAUCUUCAGCAUGAUCAUAGAGCCCCUGUUUGAGUCAUAUAACGGUAUGGUGUCCACAGCCAGUGUGGAAGACCUGUGUAGAACCACUCUGUCCUGGUUGGACCAGCACUGCUCCCUCCCAGCACUCAGGCCCACGGUCCUCAGUUCACUCCGCCUGCUGAGCACGUCCACAUCCAUCCUGACAGACCCUAGCUUGGUCCCCGAGCAGGCCACCCAGGCUGUCACUCAGUCCCAGGUCCUCCCCCAGUCCCAGGGCCACAUUCAGCACUCUGACAGACCUCAGCCUGGUUCUCCAGCCUGGAUCUGACUGACCUUAGCCUGGUUCUCCAGCCUGGAUCUGACUGACCUCAGCCUGGUUCUCCAGCAUGGGAUCUGACUGACCUCAGCCUGGUUCUCCAGCCUGGAUCUGACUGACCUCAGCCUGGAUCUGACUGACCUCAGCCUGGUUCUCCAGCCUGAUUCUCCUACCCAUCCCUGGGACCACUCCUUUCUCACAAGGCCUGUCGACAGAAAGAAGACAGCCUAUGUGAACCUAUGGAACAAUAUAAUGUCCUCUGCCACAAAGGCAUUUCCCAAAAUUUCCCAAUUUUCACAAAUUUUCUGACCCUAUGGAAAAUGUUAAAUUGCCGGGAACACGGACAGUAUGUGUGUGUUUCUUUUCAACGUUCAGUGCCAAACCCAUCGCUGGUGUGCAUGACCAAAGAGCUGUGUUUUUGUUUCUUAUUUCAUUUCAUCUGUCCACGGCACCCUGUUUUAACCCAAGUGCCAAUGCCAUUUAGCAAACUCCAGGCACUUUCAUUUGUUGGUUUGCUAUCAACAAUGGUAUUUUUCUAGCCCCCAUCCUAAAUUGGCUGUUGGCUAGGAGGUGUCGUCUUAUUGUUGAUUUGGAAACCCGGAAUACACCCCCAGUUCUGUAAACCCUCAACUGUGGCUUUUGGGUUCUUCUCUUUCUCCCAAGCCAUUUCCCACACUGAACAUGAUGGCAAGAUGCACUUUGCAUGUUUAAUAGUGUUGUACUGGUUUUGAUCUUAUUGCUAAUAUAUCUAGGAAUUUAAUCCUUUUAACCGUUGUCUGUUUUAUGAAGGUCAAAAACCAUUUGUCUCCAUUCUUUUGUAACGUAUUCCUUUCCCCGUGCUGAUACAUGUACACUGAUGUGACAUUACCUCAUUUCUGUAGGCCAUUGAAACAGGAAGGCCUAAAUACAGUUCUUUAAGUGAUCCAACUGAGAAUGUUAAGACAGAUUUGAUGUUGUUCUACUUUUAAUUAUUAAUAAGAAUAUUUAGAAGUGCCUGUAAUUUUCAUACCUAUCUUUCUGAGAUGCAAAAUAGUAUAAUGAUUGGAUUUGUAAUAGUUUUCCCAUGGUUUUUGCACAAAAUAUAUCUAAUUGAAUUGUUGUUCACAUCAAUGUUUCCAAUCAUUUUGGAGGUGACCGUUUGUAAGGAGGUUCAGCGUAAAUCAUUUUGGAGGUGACCGUUUAAAAGGAGGUUCAGCGUAAAUCCUUUUGGAGGUGACCGUUUUUAAGGAGGUUCAGCGUAAAUCAUUUUGGAAGGGACCGUUUGUAAGGAGGUUCAGCAUGAAGUUAAUCCCUGACUGGACUCCUUGUCAGCAACAAGAAAUUAUAGUUUUUUGUUAAAAAAUAAAGUUUAAUCAUCAGUUGUACAGUUAAAGAUUUGUUAAUUUUAGUAAAUCUGUUCCCAAGUAUGCUCACGAAUAAAAAGAGAACUACAGCA
Molecule: messenger RNA, 4647 nt
Organism: Esox lucius (northern pike)
Lineage: Eukaryota; Metazoa; Chordata; Actinopteri; Esociformes; Esocidae
Product: carbohydrate-responsive element-binding protein
Exons: 17
Coding region: 321-3224 (967 amino acids)
Biological process (GO): regulation of transcription by RNA polymerase II
Cellular component (GO): nucleus
Molecular function (GO): RNA polymerase II cis-regulatory region sequence-specific DNA binding; protein dimerization activity; DNA-binding transcription factor activity, RNA polymerase II-specific
Source: RefSeq, a predicted model, not a curated record